AUGCGAGAAAUAUUUAUCUCAUGGUACUUGAUACUCAUUUCUUCUGCUUUUUUUCUUUUUCUUCUUCCACAAUUGUGGCCACUUAGGAGUGAAUUUCAUCAAUUAAGACCUGGAGAAAUUAAAGAAUCCCAGGAGGAUUUUUUGAUGAUUCAUCUCUUCAUAGGAGAUGAUAAUAAAAAUUACAAAUUUGUGGUGGCAUAUAAUGGAAUAACAUAUAGGUUACAAAUAAGAUCUGCCUGCUUUUUCUUGAAAAGUAUUGCUGGUAGUUCAGAGGCUUCCUAUCCCAUAGGAAACUUUUACAAGUCUGUUGUCACUUGGGUUUGGUUUCAUUUUUUUUCCCUGUACUGUUUGGUGCCAAAGUUCUGGAAUCUGUGGCGAGAUAAGUAUGACUUCCUGGAACGGCUUCCUGUCCCAUUGCUCCUGUACAUCAUUUCCUUUCUGGAGCUUGAAGAUAUUGCCAGACUUUCUCAAGUUUCACACACUUACAACUACCUGUGUGACAGUGUGCUAUGGGAAACUAUUGUGGAGAACUUGCGUGACACAAUCACACCUGAAAUGAAGGAGCUGGCAUAGGAAGUGGGCUGGAAACCAUUCUCUGCACACAGAUGUCCACUGCAGCUACAGCUCUGAAGGAGGAGGCAGAAACAAGAUGUUCAGAACAAAUAA
Messenger RNA from Manacus vitellinus (golden-collared manakin), 666 nucleotides. RefSeq names its product F-box protein 36 (gene FBXO36). Gene Ontology annotation, molecular function: protein binding. The transcript has 5 exons. Lineage: Eukaryota; Metazoa; Chordata; Aves; Passeriformes; Pipridae. The record is from RefSeq and is a predicted model, not a curated record.